Molecule: messenger RNA, 1477 nt
Organism: Pelobates fuscus (common spadefoot toad)
Lineage: Eukaryota; Metazoa; Chordata; Amphibia; Anura; Pelobatidae
Gene: F9
Product: coagulation factor IX
Exons: 8
Coding region: 31-1425 (464 amino acids)
Biological process (GO): proteolysis; blood coagulation
Cellular component (GO): extracellular region
Molecular function (GO): calcium ion binding; serine-type endopeptidase activity
Source: RefSeq, a predicted model, not a curated record
CAGUUUCAUCGUAAGACCCUUCAUAGUCAGAUGAUGGCAGCCAUUCCUAAAACUCUUUUGUUUUUUCUCCUGGGAUAUUUAUGCAGCGCGGAUCAGAGAGUGUUUUUGUCUGAAAAUUCUGCAAACAAUAUUUUGCUGAGACAUAAGAGAUAUAAUACAGGCCGUUUGGAAGAGUUCAUAUCAGGAAAUCUUGAACGGGAAUGUAUUGAAGAACAGUGCACGUACGAGGAAGCAAGAGAAGUUUUUGAAAAUGAUGAAAAAACUUUGGAAUUUUGGAAGCAGUAUAUUGACGGAGAUCAAUGUCUUUCAAGUCCAUGUAUGAAUGGAGGAGUUUGCAAAGAUGAUGUUAGUGCCUACCUUUGCUGGUGUCAGCAAGGAUACACAGGAAGGAACUGUGAACUGGCAUUGCCCGUCACAUGUUCCAUUGCAAAUGGUGGUUGUCAACACAUGUGCAAAGACGAUCCUAUAAAAAAAGUUAUUUGUUUAUGUGCAAGUGGAUACCGAUUGGCAGAAGAUGGCAAGUCAUGUGAAAAUGCAGUAUUAUAUCCAUGUGGAAAAGUUAGUGCACCUGAAGCUAUACCAAAAGUUAUCACCCGUUCAAUUUUGGAUUCUGAAGAAAGCAAUUCGACCAGUAUUAACGUACAGAAUGUAACCACGCCUGAGGAGACCUCUGACGAUAUUAUUCCUGUAACUGUAGAUCCAGAUACCAAGAUUGUUGGAGGGACUGACAGUCUGAAAGGUGAAUUUCCAUGGCAGGUCCUGUUGGUCAAUACAAACAAUGUAGGUUUCUGUGGUGGAUCAAUUGUGAAUGAGAAAUGGAUAGUGACUGCAGCCCAUUGCUUUAAUAUACCUGGAAAGUUUCUUGUAGUUGCAGGCGAACAUAAUACAGAGAUUAAGGAGGGAACCGAACAGUUCAUGGAAGUAAAACAAAUUAUUCCACACCCUACUUAUAAUGCCACCAAGAGUAAGUUCGUUAACGACAUAGCUCUUUUAGAGCUUGAACAGCCACUAAAGUUUAAUGAUUAUGUAAGACCAAUUUGUAUCGGUAGCAAGGACUUCACAGAUGAUCUACUGAAGAGUCAAUACUUUAGCGUUGUGACUGGCUGGGGAGAUGUAAGAUUCGAAGGAGGGCAAGCUAUUAUUCUUCAAAAACUCACUGUGCCAUAUAUUGACCGUGCCAUCUGUAAAAGGUCAAGUAGAUAUUCUAUCCAUAUGAAUAUGUUCUGUGCCGGCUAUUCUGACCAAAGUGGAGAUGCCUGUCAAGGAGACAGUGGUGGACCCCAUGCUACAGAAUACAACUCGUUUUGGUUCCUAACUGGCAUUACUAGCUGGGGAGACAAAUGUGCACAGAAAGACAAAUAUGGAGUAUACACCAAACUUUCUAGGUUCACCAGCUGGAUAUUGAUUAAUACAUCUCUCCAGUAGUCCAUGGACCACCAUGCUAUAACAUAACAAUAUAAUAAAGGUCACAAGGUAA